AUGAACUCCUCCAUCGGCAAUAUAUCACUAGCCUCAAAGGCCCAGCAAAUAUCUUUAGCAUCCCAGAACAUCCAAUCAUCAAUUUCAAUCGACCAACAAGCUUCUCAACAACGGAAUUCAUCCGGUGGGAGUCAGAACAACAAUAAUAGUAGUGGCGGGGCUGUAGGAGGCGUUCGUAGCCAAGCGAGUCCCCGCAAUAUCCAGGCGAGCAAGGCGAAACAUAAGAACCAUCGGAAGCCGAGUAUGCAAAGGGACGACGUUAUUGCUGAAACUAUCGCAAUGACUUCGAACUCUGCUAGCCGGAAAGGCCGGACUUCUAUCACGCAUUUGAUGGAUUGGAGCCUGCCGCAUCCUCGUCCUCAGCAUGGCCACCACCCCCACUCCCGAGGAUUCCAUGGAAACAGACGAACUCCUUCGUGGGGCCAGGGCAGUGGUUAUCAUGCCAUUGAUAAGGCGAGAUACGUAAAUGCCAAUUAUCGCUUUAUUGUCGACCCAACCGGCGAUUACCGCCCCCAAUCACUCGAUCCGGACUCUACCCUCCCCUGGACGUCUAUUCUUCAAAUCCUCGCAUCCUCAAUUACCCAAUCUCCAUCUUGUCCGAUAUGUCUCUGCGACCCAGUGGCCCCGCGUAUGGCUCGGUGCGGCCACAUCUUUUGUCUUCCAUGUUUAAUUCGCUACAUGGCCUCCGAGGACGCCGAAGCCCAAAAACAGGGACAACACUUCAACAACAACCAAAAUAAACCGAAGUGGAAGAAGUGUCCGAUAUGCUAUGACAGUAUUUAUAUGAAUGAAGUCAGACCUGUUAAGUUUUAUACGGGCCAAGAGGUUCCGGCGCCGAGGGAAGGGGAAGAUGUAACGUUGAGACUUAUGAUGAGGCAACCGGGAUCCACGUUAGCGCUACCGAAGGAUGUAGCGAGUAGUAUGCCGGUCCUCAAGAGGAAGGGCAGCAUUGGAGAUAAAAAGGAAGAGGCUGAUUUUAUUCCAUGGUAUUACGCAGCGGAAGCUACGGAUUACGCUAGAAUUAUGAAGGGGACAAGAGAAUACCUAAAAGAAGAAUACGAACGAGAAAUUACAGAGCUAGAAGAACAAGAGAGAGUUGAUGAGUUAAUGUUCGGCGACGAAACAGAUUGGGUCCAGAAGGCGAUCGGGAAGGUUAAAUCCGCGAUUGAGAAAACCCAGGAACUCCCUGAGAAGGGACAGGAGAAACUUGAGAAGUUUUCGGGUAGGGAGCUCUUGGAGAAACAACUAUUGGAGGAAUCAGAGGCGCGAGCGGAGUUGAAUAAACAAAGAGAGAAGAUCAUACAACAAACUGAGGUCGAUGUUCCAGAGAUGUACUUGAUGACUUCUUCAAGCGCACAGAACGGUAUCGGGCAUGAAAGCCAUUCACCAGUAGAUACAACUACUCCCCAGGUGGAGACGCCGACGAAACCACAGGCUCCUGCCCCGAGAUCUCCAACGAGACAUCGGGCGCCGAAGCCGAUCGAUGUUCAUGAUCCUGCACAACCCUACUUCUUUUACCAGGCGUUACCUCAUUCAUAUUUAUCACCACUUGAUAUCAGGAUCCUUAAAGUUGCAUUUGGAAGCUUUGCAGCGUUUCCCUCGAAUGUGCUCCCUCGAGUCGAGAAUUUCAGUAUGGGGCAUGUGGUUGAUGACGAGUUGAGAAAACGAGCGAAGUAUCUUAGUCACCUACCUUAUGGGUGUGAAGUCGCCUUCUUAGAGUGCGACUGGACAGAUAUCGUACCAGCAGAUAUUCUAGAGAAGUUCUCGGCUGAUUUGGAGAAGCGAAGGCGGAAGAAGAAAGAGAAGGAUAAUAGAGAAGAACGGGAUCGUGUUCGAGCUGAAAGAGAAGAAGAUGAAAAGAGGUGGAGCGGGGCGAGACGGAGUGCGCCCGGGAGAAGCGAGAGUGGUGCAGGAGAGGAUGAGUUGGGGUUGGCUAUGGAGAUUAGUAGAAGGGAGUUUGAGACAGUGGCGGAGGAGGAGGAUCAAGAUGGAGGAAUAGUUCCUGAUAGGCCGAAAUUCGGGUUUGGAAGUUUGCCGCAAAGUAGUCCGCCUAAUAGUCGGACAGUUUGGGGAACUCCGAUCGUAAGCGGCGGGGAAGAGACACCGAAGCAGUACAGUGCAAUCUUGGAAGAGAAAAAAGAUGCUGGGUGGAUCGAAGGGUGGGACAAGGGUGUUGAUGCAGCAGACCAAGCUGCCAUUGCCGCCGCUAUGGCUAGUAGCAGUAGUGGAGGAGCGAAGGGAAAGAAGAAGUUUAAGAAAGUGACGCUGAUGACGAAUACUGGGAAGAGGAGGGCUUAA
Orbilia oligospora ATCC 24927 is the source of this 2298-nucleotide messenger RNA. RefSeq lists its product as uncharacterized. The transcript has 3 exons. Gene Ontology annotation, biological process: positive regulation of transcription by RNA polymerase II. Lineage: Eukaryota; Fungi; Ascomycota; Orbiliomycetes; Orbiliales; Orbiliaceae. Bases 1 to 2298 code for a protein of 765 amino acids. Gene Ontology annotation, molecular function: transcription cis-regulatory region binding. The record is from RefSeq and is a predicted model, not a curated record.